Messenger RNA from Pogoniulus pusillus (Red-fronted tinkerbird), 2901 nucleotides. It is a transcript of the gene PIGU, whose product is annotated as phosphatidylinositol glycan anchor biosynthesis class U. Bases 74 to 1381 code for a protein of 435 amino acids. Gene Ontology annotation, biological process: attachment of GPI anchor to protein. Gene Ontology annotation, cellular component: membrane; GPI-anchor transamidase complex. NCBI's taxonomy places the organism in Eukaryota, Metazoa, Chordata, Aves, Piciformes, Lybiidae. The transcript has 12 exons. The record is from RefSeq and is a predicted model, not a curated record.
GGGGCAUUGCCGCCGCCUUCUCCGGCGCCGCCCGGGAACUACCGCCCGCGGCAGCCGCUGCCUGGCCGCGAGCAUGGCGGCUCCCUUGGUGCUGGUGGUGCUGGUGGCCGUGACGGUCCGCGCUGCUCUCUACCGCUCCAGCCUCGCCGCUUUCAUCUCCGAGCGGGUGGAGGUGUCGUCCCCGUUAAACGCCUGGAAGCGAGUGGUGGAAGGCUUAGCUCUGCUGGACCUGGGGGUCUCGCCCUACGCCGGAGCUGUUUUCCAUGAGACCCCUCUGGUCAUAUAUCUCUUCCACUUCCUGAUUGAGUAUGCUGAGAUGGUGUUCAUGAUAACUGACGUGCUGACUGCUGUUGCCCUUUACUUGGCCAUCCAGGACUUCAACAAAGUCGUGUUCAAAAAGCAAAAGCUCCUGAUAGAGCUGGAUAAGUACGCCCCAGAUGUGGCCGAGCUCAUCCAGACGCCCAUGGAGAUGCACUACACCCCCCUCAAGGUAGCACUGUUCUACCUGUUGAACCCUUACACUGUGAUGUCUUGUGUGGCCAAGUCCACCUGCGCCAUCAACAACACUGUCAUUGCCUUCUUCAUUUUAGCUACAAUAAAAGGUAGUGCCUUCCUCAGCGCUGUGUUCCUGGCCUUAGCAACGUACCAAUCCCUCUACCCUCUCACACUGUUUGCUCCAGCACUCCUUUACCUUCUGCAGCGCCAGUUCAUACCAGUCAAGCUGAAGAGCAAAGGCUUCUGGCUCUACACCGUGCAGUAUGCAGCCCUCUACCUCUGCAGCCUGGUGGUGAUCAUCUGCCUCUCCUUCUUCCUCCUCAACUCCUGGGAUUUUAUCCCAGCUGUGUAUGGGUUUAUCCUCUCCGUGCCGGAUCUGACUCCCAACAUUGGCCUCUUCUGGUACUUCUUUGCAGAGAUGUUUGAGCACUUCAGCCUGUUCUUUGUCUGCGUGUUCCAAAUCAAUGCCUUCUUCUACACCAUUCCCUUGGCAAUAAAGCUCAAGGACCAUCCUGUGUUCUUCCUGUUUGUCCAGAUUGCAAUCAUUUCUGUCUUCAAGUCCUACCCCACCGUGGGAGACAUUGCACUGUACAUGGCCUUCCUGCCGGUCUGGAGCCACCUCUACCGCUUUCUGCGGAACAUCUUCAUCCCGUCCUGUCUGCUCAUUGUCUGCUCCGUCCUCUUCCCUGUCCUCUGGCACCUAUGGAUUUAUUCAGGAAGUGCCAACUCCAAUUUCUACUAUGCCAUCACUUUGACUUUCAACGUAGGGCAGAUCCAGCUCAUCUCCGACUACUUCUAUGCCUUCCUGCGCCGCGAGUACUACCUCAGCCACGGGCUGCACCUCACCAGGCAGGACGGCACAGAGGCCAUGCUGGUGCUCAAAUAAGGAUGGUGCCCACCACUCCCUGGCACCUGCAUCACUCCGAGGAACAUGCAAAAGCUUGGGGGGGGUGAGGGGUGGGUGGGGAAGGCUCCCUGGCGGAGGUGUGACUCUGGGAAUGAUACCUCCUGAAGGGCAAGGCCGAGGCUCUGGGAAUACCCUCCCGAGCUGAGGGCUCGGCGCAGACUCUGGGACCUACAGGAGGGAGCUGCAGGACCUCCCUUGGAGCAUUCCCUCCCCAGCUCUGCUUUCACUGCAGCCUCAGCCAUCGACUCUGGGCAGUCCAGCAGGAACUGGAGGAAGUGUCUGAGCUAAACCCAGGGCUGAACCUCUGUCCCAGAAAGAGCUCAGAUCAUAAACUGUUCACUUUGCUCUCCCAGGCCUCUUGGAGAUGUUUGCUUCUCCUGGGCACGUCCCCUCCACUGCUUUGCCCAAUACUGCUCCUGCUAGACACAAGGCAGCCUCUGGGCAGCUGGUGCCUAAGCCCUGCCUGCAGAUCCCACUUCUUGGCUCUCCUGCUGCCCUGAGAUCUGCUCAGGCAGAGUGAGUGCUUCUGAAGCAAAGGAUGGGCUGACUAAGGCUGGAGGCUCUGUUGGAAGGAGGAAGCUGAAGCUGCUGCCCCUCGGCACUCAGACAGUACACAGCAGUGGCAGUGUGGUGGGAGCAGGGGCAGGGCAGGUGCUGGGCCACUGCUGUAUGCCCUUGGAGCAGCACAGACACUGCAGCAGGAGCUGCACAGAGGCAGGGCAGGGUCUCAGGAGGAGCUGUGGAGGUGGAGUCCUGCCGCUCCCUGUCUGCAGGGUAGCAAAGCUUGGCAGUGCAGGGCUCACACUGGCAUCGCUUGGGGCAGCAGCCUGGACGUGGAGCAAGUGGAAGCUGCUUGGCUGGGCUGGGCAGCAGGGGGUGUCAGUCUCCCUGUUAAGGCUCCAGACUGCAUCCAGAGGCAGCCUCAGCUGCCGCUGUUAGGGAGUUGUUGGGCUCCAGGUGCUCCACAGCCAUCUAGCACCGUGGGCUCUGCUCUUCCCCGGGCUGCCCCCUGCAAGCACAGUGCUGGUACCUCUUGGCUGUGCCCAGAGGACCCUCUUAAAGCCCUACCCCUUGGCUCCCCCAAGGCUCUGUGCUCAAACCUGCUCACUUCAGAGGUGCUGCUGACCCUGGCAAUGUGAACUGCCAGGAAGUAUCCCCCAGACUGGCAUCACUGUGGUGGCACUGGAGGUGGUAGCCAUGCUGGGAAAGCCUGGGGCAGCAGGGAGCCAACUUCCCACUGAUGCCAAGGGAAAUCCGAAGGGCUGUGAAUGUGACAAUGUCAAAACCACCUGGCACAAGGCAGCAGGGAGGGCUGUGCCCAGGCAGUCUUUUCCCUCUGGACACUGCCUUAGUGCACUGCUGUUGGCGCUUUGGGGUGCUGGGGGAGCCCAGUGCAGCCCCUGCAGUGGCAGCCUGGUGCCUGCAGGCAAGGCAGGGCUGCUUCAUGCUGCCAGCUGCGGGCAUGGCAAGGGGCAUAAUAAACUCUGCGAGGUUUACAA